Messenger RNA from Cyprinus carpio (common carp), 1429 nucleotides. RefSeq names its product mitochondrial calcium uniporter regulator 1 (gene mcur1). Gene Ontology annotation, biological process: calcium import into the mitochondrion; positive regulation of mitochondrial calcium ion concentration. NCBI's taxonomy places the organism in Eukaryota, Metazoa, Chordata, Actinopteri, Cypriniformes, Cyprinidae. Gene Ontology annotation, cellular component: mitochondrion; mitochondrial inner membrane. The record is from RefSeq and is a predicted model, not a curated record.
AACGUCAUUGUUUACUCGAUUCUUUUCCAGGAAGUUUGAGAGAGGUGGUUCUGUCAAAUAGAAAGGGGAUCCGUUUGGAAAACUUUAUAGUGUUUUUAACACUAUAACACACAAAUGUGUUACAGUUUCAGUUAUAUACAAUUCUCCUGAUUUAUUUCAGGAAUUUAAGAGGCUUUCGUGUAUGUAAUGACUUUAGGGGACGGACACAGAGGAGAAAAGCCAGAUCAUGCGGUCACAUCAGGUCCCGCGCCGCGAUCCCGCAACAUUUUAAAGUCCUCCUCAUAUUUUGUAAUUGAUACAUAAGCAAGUGCUUAUUUUGAGCAGGAUGAGGUCUGCAGACAGCAGACAUCUGAUCUCGGCGAUUAGAUACGGAUUUUACGGAAUGAGGACUAAUUAUUUAAGGUUUGACACGGAGCUCUGUCGGCUCUUGAGAGGUCCACGCGUGUUGGUCAGAGAGUUGAGUACCUCAGUUAAAACUCUUCAGUAUGACCUGAAAAAAUCAGACAUAGCCAAGUCUGGUAACAGGAAGUUAUUCUUUGAUACUCAUGCAAUGGUUCAGCUGCUUGAGGAAAGCGGUUUCGUGACCCAGCAGGCAGAGGUCAUUGUCAAUAUGAUGGUAAAUAUCACAAAUUCAAACAUGGACGUUAUGUACGGUGACAUGGCUACCAAAACGCAGCAGGAAAUCAUGUUACAGAAAGUCAUGUCUCAUAUUGCUGCUGUGAAAAAGGACAUGAUCAUUCUGGAGAAGAGUGAAUUCUCAGCAUUACUAGCAGAGAAUGAGAAAAUCAAGGUUGAGCUAUCACAGCUAAGAAUACAACUCACUGAUGUGAUAAACAAAAGGCGUGCGGAUGCCAUUUUGGAUUUGAAUGUGGAGAAAAGCCGCGUGAAGGAGUUGACAGUCGACUUUGACAGAAAGCUGAUAGGGACCAGGAAUGAACUGAUGGAAAUGCAUUCUGAGCAGGAUCGUCACAUGACACAGACUAACAUGAAAAUCGACACAGAAGUGGCGGGCCUCAAGACUUUGCUGGAGUCACAUAAACUGGAUACCAUCAAAUAUCUGGCAGGUUCAGUCUUCACGUGUCUCACAGUCAUACUCGGAUUCUAUCGGAUAUGGAUGUAAACAUCAGCAGGCUUUGUUCUUCCUGAGAAAAUGUCUCAUCAGCCGUGGGUCAUAAGACUCCUGUAGGAGCAAAUGUUCAUUCCUGCGUUAUUAUAUCAAGUUCUGAUAGGAAAAACAAAGCACAUUUACAUACCUAGAUAGUAUCUACAUAGUACUACACCUUGCAUUAUUUCAUGAUGUUCAUGCUUAUUAAAACCACUGUCAACAGAUGCAUCAAUCCCAAGAUAACACAGUACACAAAUAUGCCAAAGAAGGUGCAAGGUAUGUUAUAAACCAAAGACUUGCAAAUAAAUAUACAUACACUUUUUU